Alosa alosa (allis shad) is the source of this 1590-nucleotide messenger RNA. It is a transcript of the gene cabp4, whose product is annotated as calcium binding protein 4. The record is from RefSeq and is a predicted model, not a curated record. Gene Ontology annotation, molecular function: calcium ion binding. The coding region runs from base 77 to 862 and encodes 261 amino acids. The transcript has 8 exons. Lineage: Eukaryota; Metazoa; Chordata; Actinopteri; Clupeiformes; Clupeidae.
CUCCGACAGACAGACUCGCCGUGCCUGUCUCCCUACCGUCUCUCUGACCGACGUCCCUUCACAUCGCACUGAGAGCAUGUCUCAAAAAGUAGAGAAGAAAGUCCCAGUGAAGGGGGGAGCGGACAGUCGACCCUCCUCUGCUGCAGGAAGGUUGGACAGUCGACCCUCUUCUGCUGCAGGAAGGUCGGAGAGUCGACCCGCUUCUGCUGCAGGGAGCACUUCCUCUCGCACUCAGUCUCCAGGGGAUGGCCUGAAGUCCUCUCUCCGAGGCUCCCAUAAAGGCUCAACACACAAAGACUCCACGAGCAGCUCAUCCAGCCAGCGCAAGAAGAGCCGACAACUCAGUGACAACUCCAUCGCUGCCAUCUACGCACCCUACAUCAACGCGCUGUUUGGCCAGGACAGAGAGUUAUUACCCGAGGAGCUGGAUGAGCUGCUGCAGGCCUUUAAGGAGUUUGACUAUGACAGCGACGGCUACGUGCACUACAAGGAUGUGGCCAACUGCAUGAGGACCAUGGGAUACAUGCCAACGGAGAUGGAGCUCAUCGAGAUCAACCAGCAGAUCAAGAUGAAAUGGGGAGGGCAUGUGGACUUUGAUGACUUCUGUGAGUUGAUGGGCCCACGCAUGCUAGCUGAGACUGCUCACAUGGUGGGCCUACGGGAGCUCCGCUGUGCCUUCGCGCAGUUUGACUGUAAUGGGGAUGGACGGAUCACCUUCGAGGAGCUGAAGGAAUCCAUGAAGAGUUUCCUGGGGGAGAAACUGAAGAAGGGCGAACUGGAGGAGAUCCUCACUGACCUCGAUCUCAACGGAGACGGGAACGUCGACUUCGACGAGUUUGUCAUGAUGUUGGCCACCCGGUAGAUUUCUCAUCUCCCACUGCAUGAUGUCAAGUUGCUUCUCUGACAAAACCAGCGCUCAUGUCCUCUCCAACCCACACUAUGCUGCUCCAGUGUAAAUGCUUCAUGGCAAUGUAUUUCUAUAUUUGUAUGAUGAAGCCACUGUAAAGACUAGAUCAAGGAUUAAUUAAUUUCUGACCAAACUGGUGUUAAUCAUUGCCUAAUUUUAAAAAUUGCCUAAGUUCAGCAAAUGGAAUGUAACCGAUAUCUUAAAGGGCAUUAGGACAGAGUUAUGAAACAAACAUGCCAGAGUUGUUGCAGUACACUGCUGCCCUCUAGAGUGAUGUGGUGAACUGCAUGGAUAUCACUGCCUGAAAGUGUGCCAAGUCCUCAUCUGAUUGUAUAAGAUUAAUAGGGUGAAUUUAUUUCCUGUUAACUUCUGUUUCUACCAUCACAGAGUAUGUGGAAUGUUUAAAUGGUGAAGACGAGUAAUCGAGUAGGGGAGCCUACACUGAGAAACAGGACUAAAUCAGAGUGUUUUUCCAAACCCACAAUCAGGGGUGCUCACAUCCCAGGACACACUGAAAGACAGCUCUAAGGACAUGGUGAAAAAAUAGCUUUUAUUAAUGAAAAUUAAUAACUUAAAUAUGCAAGCAGAAAAAAGUGAGAUAUUUUAAAAAAAAAAAAAAAAAAACAAUCUGUUGAUUACUACUUUGUACAAAUGAUUUAAAUACAACAGAGCAGUUUACUGGA